UACAGUGUGGCAUAUGUAUAAGGUUAUUAAUCGGCCGGUAUAAGCGCUUGAUUAUGAUAUCACUCUUUUUCUCACUAUACAUACAUACAACCUGGUCAUCAAUUAGAGUCCAAUUAGCUCGUGUUGUUUUCCUUCUAAAAGCUCACAUUGAAUUAAUUGUUUUGUACCUGUGUUGAAAAUCUGUUCAGUCUUUGCUGAAUCUGGGGACAAUUUCUGAGCAAAAUGAGAAAUAUCAGCGACGAAUUGGCCAUUUUUGUACAGGAAGGAGCUGAAUAUAUAAAAUAUUUAGUAGCGACCCAAUCCUAUGAUGUUGCAAAAUAUUUAGUGAUUCUUGCUCCUAUUGUAACAUUGUGGUACUAUUUUUUCUGGAGACCAUUCAACUACUAUCGAGACUUUACUGACUUUGGGUUUCAAGAAGCAGCUCGGAAACCACCUGGAAAAGGGAGCAAUGUCUCAAAAAGAAACAUAAUUAACGAUAUGCGAAGCCGGAGAAAGCUUGGAGAACUUCCUCCAGUGUAUCCGAAUGGCUGGUUCAUAAUCCUGGAAUCACGAGAACUUCUCAUUGAGGGUUCACGAGAAGUGAGUUGUUUGGGGUUGGCUUUGGUCGCAUGGCGUGGGAAAAGUGGCAAGUCGUACGUGGCAGAUGCAUACUGUCCUCAUUUGGGAGCACAUCUCGGUGUCAACGGGGAGGUUCGGGAUGACUGCAUUAAAUGUCCCUUUCACGGUUGGGCCUUUGAAGGGAGCAAUGGCAAAUGCGUCGAUAUUCCUUAUGCAGAUUCAGUACCCGAAUUUGCAAGGAUCAAGAUGUGGGAAACGGUCGAGAUGAAUGGUUUUAUUUAUUUGUGGUAUCAUGCAGAGGGAGAGAAGCCAAAUUGGCAGCCGGAUGAAAUGAGAGAGAUUGCUACCGGAGAAUGGAAAUAUCGUGGGAGGUCAGAAUUUUUAGCAACGUGUCACAUUCAGGAAGUUCCUGAAAAUGGAGCAGACAUGAGUCAUCUAAACGUAGUUCAUAAACCUGCCAUGCUAUCUGGGGGGAAGCCAACCGAAGCCAAGUUGACGUGGGGAUUCUUAACUCAUCAAUGGUCCGGAAGUUGGGAAGCAAACUCUAAUCCUGAGCUAUCCCACAGAGCACUUAUGACAUUAACCCACCGAAUGUGCCUUUUUAACAAAAUUCCUUUUAUGGAAGUCAAUGUCCAGGCACAUCAGGUGGGCCCAGGAACUGUGUACCUGCGUUUUAAGGGAUUUGGUGGAGAAGGCGUUUUAUUCUUUAACGUCACCCCUUUAGAACCACUUCUUAUGAAAAUAACGCACACAUUUUACUCAUCCCGUUCUAUGUUGCACCCUUUUGGCCUUCUUAUUUUACUGGGUGAAGCAAUCCAGUUGGAAAGAGAUAUCGCUAUUUGGAACAGAAAAACAUACAUCAGUCGACCCUUACUGACCAAGGAAGAUAAAGCCAUCAAAGCAUUUCGGCGUUGGUUUAGUCAAUUUUACUCAAGCAACAGUCCACGGAUGUCAACUGCUUUUAAUAAUCCAAUUUUACCAAACCCUUCAGUAACAACAACACCAACCUCUAAUGGCUCCAUAAAACUAAAUCCAGACAAUUUGUCUUUUUAAACAAUUUCACCUUGAAUAGUAUAGUUUAUUUUAUCGCAAAUAUUGUGCAAGCAUAUGUAUCUACCCGCAUACAUAUUUACAUAUUUAUAUUUGAAAGUAAAUUUUAGUACAAGGUGUAAAAGAAUAAAGCCAUCAUAAUCAUCGAGAGCACUACAAAUAAAUAUGAAGACCUGCCCUAUCAAAAAUAAAUUUCCGUUC
This is a messenger RNA of Folsomia candida, 1809 nucleotides long. Its product is annotated as cholesterol 7-desaturase. Gene Ontology annotation, molecular function: 2 iron, 2 sulfur cluster binding; chlorophyllide a oxygenase activity. The transcript is spliced from 8 exons. Bases 223 to 1611 code for a protein of 462 amino acids. The record is from RefSeq and is a predicted model, not a curated record. Gene Ontology annotation, biological process: chlorophyll biosynthetic process; cholesterol metabolic process. Lineage: Eukaryota; Metazoa; Arthropoda; Collembola; Entomobryomorpha; Isotomidae. Gene Ontology annotation, cellular component: chloroplast.